AUGAGAAGCGUCGCACCCAUAAACCCUCAAAAGAAAGAAGGUGAUCCGAAUUGCGUCAAAGAAUCAGAUUACUAUGAAGGUGAACGUCUAAUUCAUCUUCUCGGGUUGAUUCAGAGAGGAAUUGAGACAUCGAAGCUUUUGAAUGUGAACUCAUUACCUGAGAAGAUAUGGCUCAAGCAACAAAUUGCGAUUGGGAUCAACGAAGUUACUCGUGUUCUUGAGAGGAUGAAAGCAAACACUCGUGACCAACAACAACAAAACCCUAGACAACCUCCGGUUCAACUUCAGGUAGUGAUUGUAGUAGCGGAUUGUAAACCGAGGAUGUUAACUAAGCAUAUACCGAACUUAGCUGCUUCGAGGAAUGUUCCGGUUCUCUAUAUCAGAGACAACAGAAGAGCUUCUCUCAGAUUAGGAGAGUUGGUUAAGCUCAAGACGGCUCUAGCCAUUGGCGUCAAGGCGAGAGGAAACGAUCUCAACCAACUACUCCAACAAGAAAUCGUUCCAAGAGAUUCUUGA
Arabis nemorensis is the source of this 516-nucleotide messenger RNA. The record is from the annotation of a GenBank genome assembly. NCBI's taxonomy places the organism in Eukaryota, Viridiplantae, Streptophyta, Magnoliopsida, Brassicales, Brassicaceae.